UGUCCCUCUUGUUCCUCCUCGCGCAACAAGAGGGCUUUUUUUUUUUCUUGUUAACGCGGGUUUUUUGGAAACGGUGGACACGCUGGACGCGGAGCAGGAUCCACGCAGGGGGCACAAUCCGGACACCGUGUUCUUCGUUUGCGGCUUUAACGCGAUGGAGCCAGCCUUCGGUGAGGUGAACCAACUCGGCGGUGUCUUCGUGAACGGCAGGCCGCUCCCCAACGCGAUCCGGCUCCGGAUAGUGGAGCUGGCCCAGCUCGGGAUUCGACCGUGCGACAUCAGCAGGCAACUGCGCGUUUCCCACGGCUGCGUCAGCAAGAUCCUGGCCCGCUACAACGAGACCGGCUCCAUCCUCCCGGGGGCCAUCGGGGGCAGCAAGCCGCGGGUCACCACGCCCACCGUGGUCAAGCACAUACGGACAUACAAGCAGAGGGACCCGGGGAUUUUUGCCUGGGAGAUCCGGGACAGGCUACUCGCCGACGGGGUUUGCGACAAAUUCAACCUGCCCUCCGUGAGCUCCAUCAGUCGGAUCCUCCGCAACAAGAUCGGGAAUCUCUCCCAGCAGAGCCAGUACGAGUCGGGCAAGCAGGCGCCUCACCCGCAGCCCACGAUACCCUACAACCACUUGUACUCAUACCCGACGUCCAAAGUGCCCACUCCCCCUGGCAUGCCCACCCUUCCCGGACACAUGGCCAUGCACAGGAUAUGGCCCUCCUCGCACUCCGUGACAGACAUUCUGGGGAUACGGUCGAUUACAGAGCAACAAAACGCCGAGUGGCUCGCCCACAGCGAACAGCUGUGUCACAGCACCCAGCACCCCUCCCUGCCGCCCUCCCACCACCCGAGCGUCACCCUGCACGGGGUGCAGCGCCACCACGUCGGCCUGUGCGACCGGUCCCACAUGGCGGCCGGCCAGUGGCAGUGCGCCAUCUCCCCACAGCUGUGAUGUCGCCCGCCUCACCCCGUGGGGCCUUUUUUUUUCUUCCGAAGACGCAUGACAGCCGACCCACGUGACGCCGCCGCCGUCGUCCACCAACCCCUCCCCUCCACCUCCCCCGCCCCGGUCACCGGGCCUCGGCGCUGUGAAGUCAGACUGAUGGGAUGGAGGGAUGGAGGGGGAGGGUCGGGGGGGGUUGUGAGAGACGGCGAGGACAGGAGACAACAAGUCUGUCCCCUGUGGCUUCAUUUCAUUCCCCGCUGCCUCCUUUCCUACGAAGGACUCGGCCCCCAGGACCCAUAUCUGUGCCCCCUCCUCUUCCUCCUCCUCCUCCUCCUCCUCCUCCUCCUCCUCCUGCUACACAGUCAGACCAAAGACACACAAGGAAUAAACUGUCCUUUUUUUUUUUUUUUUAAACCAACAAACUUGUGUGAAAGAACUUGCAGGACAGACAGGUGUACUGAAGGACUGAUGUAUGACCGCUCUUCUAUCCAUCAACACAAUUCCUCUCAGAUUCUUUAUUGCACACUUCUGCAAAUGUCUUUGGGCAAAACGGGGUAAUGUAUAACUUCACGAGUACGCAAUCAAAGAGGGAUGGGGGGGGGGGGGGGGACUACAGUUUUCAGGGUGCUUAAUAAUUGCAAAUGUUUUUUUUUUUUUUUUUAAAUAUAUAUAUAUUUGUUUGUAUGCUUUUUUUCUUUCUUUCCGUUGUCACGUUUGGAUAAAAGCAACGGGCUUAUGGAGCAUUGUUUUCCCCACUUUCUCUAUAACAAUGUAGCUGUAAGCAGGGAAGCUCCAUGAGAGAAGUUUAUUUAUUAGAUUACGGUACGUUGAAUGAAGUGCAAU
Cyclopterus lumpus (lumpfish) is the source of this 1783-nucleotide messenger RNA. It is a transcript of the gene pax9, whose product is annotated as paired box 9. The record is from RefSeq and is a predicted model, not a curated record. The transcript is spliced from 3 exons. Gene Ontology annotation, molecular function: DNA-binding transcription factor activity, RNA polymerase II-specific; RNA polymerase II cis-regulatory region sequence-specific DNA binding. Gene Ontology annotation, biological process: anatomical structure development; regulation of transcription by RNA polymerase II. The coding region runs from base 155 to 946 and encodes 263 amino acids. Lineage: Eukaryota; Metazoa; Chordata; Actinopteri; Perciformes; Cyclopteridae.